AUGUCCAACAUUGCUUACGAACCCGAGUUCCAGCAGGCUUACCACGAGCUUGAGUCUUCCCUCUCCAGCUCCAAGCUCUUCACUGUCUCCCCCGAGCUCAAGGCCGCUCUCCCCGUCGUCUCCGUCCCCGAGCGUGUUAUUCAGUUCCGUGUUACCUGGGAGGACGACAAUGGCCAACUCCAGGUCAACCGUGGAUACCGUGUUCAGUUCAACUCCGCUCUCGGACCAUACAAGGGCGGUCUCCGUUUCCACCCCACUGUCAACCUUUCCAUCCUCAAGUUCCUCGGAUUCGAGCAGACCUUCAAGAAUGCCUUGACUGGACUCAACAUGGGUGGUGGCAAGGGAGGAUCUGACUUCGACCCCAAGGGCAAGUCUGACAACGAGAUCCGCCGCUUCUGCUACUCUUUCAUGCGCGAACUCUCCCGCCACAUUGGUCAGUUCACUGACGUCCCUGCUGGUGACAUUGGUGUCGGUGGUCGUGAGGUCGGUUACAUGUUCGGUGCCUACAAGGCCUACAAGAACCAGUGGGAGGGUGUCAUCACUGGUAAGGGAAUCACCUGGGGUGGAUCCCUCAUCCGCCCUGAGGCCACUGGUUACGGUCUCGUCUACUACGUCUCCCACAUGUUAUCAUACGCCUCUGGCGGAAAGGAGACCUUCGCCGGAAAGCGUGUCGCCAUCUCUGGAUCUGGAAACGUUGCCCAGUACGCUGCCCUCAAGGUCCUUGAGCUUGGCGGAAGGGUCAUCACUCUCUCCGACUCCAAGGGUGCCUUGAUUGCCACCUCUGGUGAGGGCUUCAACGAGAGCGACAUUGAGCAGAUUGCCCAGCUCAAGCUUGACCGCAAGUACCUUACCGAGCUCUACUCUGCCCAGGACUCAUUCAAGUCCCGCUUCAAGUACCUCCCCGGUGCCCGCCCCUGGUCCAACGUUGAGCAUGUCGACAUUGCCCUCCCCUCUGCGACCCAGAAUGAGGUUUCCGAGCAGGAGGCCAAGGACUUGAUCGCCGCCGGAUGCAAGUUCAUUGCUGAGGGAUCCAACAUGGGUUCCACCCAGGAGGCCAUCAAUGUCUACGAGGAGGACCGCCGCACCCGCAAGGCUGAGGGUAUCUGGUACGGACCCGCCAAGGCCGCCAACUGCGGUGGUGUCGCUGUCUCUGGUCUCGAGAUGGCCCAGAACUCCCAGCGUGUCUCAUGGACCUCUGAGCAGGUUGAUAAGGAGCUUGCUGGAAUCAUGGAGAGGUGCUUCUGGAACUGCCUUAACACUGCUAAGGAGUACUACGACAUUGCCGAGGGCGAGCUUCCUUCGCUCGUUGCUGGUGCCAACAUUGCCGGAUACGUCAAGGUUGUCACUGCCAUGAAGGCCCAGGGUGACUGGUGGUAA
Molecule: messenger RNA, 1377 nt
Organism: Morchella importuna
Lineage: Eukaryota; Fungi; Ascomycota; Pezizomycetes; Pezizales; Morchellaceae
Exons: 3
Coding region: 1-1377 (458 amino acids)
Cellular component (GO): cytosol
Molecular function (GO): L-glutamate dehydrogenase (NADP+) activity
Source: RefSeq, a predicted model, not a curated record